GUUGUUGGAUCGUUCGUUUUCUUUCGUUUGUUGCAAUUCGUAGUUCGGUGGUACCUAUUUGGCAAGUGCACUUUCCGAGCUUUUUCUUAUUUUGGGCUCAGUGGACGAAAUCGUAAUCAUGAUAGCAGUAGGGAUUUGACAGUUAUACCCCCAAACAAGAAAUGGAGGAUAUCAAAUGAAGCUGUAUCGCUGAUCCACUCAGUGGUAAGCGGGUUGUGGGCCGCGUACUGUCUACUAUUUUAUAAAAGCCUCAUUGACAACCUAAUCACCGAUCGGACUCAGAUAGCAAUUAACUUGGUUUACGUCUCGUUUGGUUAUCUUCUGCACGAUUUCCUUGACUUAGUAUUGAAUGAGCAGUCUGCUCGCAUAAUUGAGUUGCUUUUCCAUCAUGUCGUCGUCAUCACAGGAUUUGUUAUCACUCUGGUCACUUACAAAUACCUCGGAGUCGUGAUAUUCGGUCUUCUCAUGGAACUCAACUCUGUGUUUUUGCACACAAGGAGCUUGUUAAAUUUGUACGGAGUGAAGAAGAAGUCGACGUCCUUCCGUCUUGUUGCUUUAUUGAACAUCAUCACACUAGCUGUUUUCCGAAUCAGUGUGUCUAUCUAUCUCGUUUACUGGGCGAUCACUCAAAUCACCGUUAUUCCAUGGCUUCACAGCAUUUUCUGUGUUUUCGUGAUUUUCUCACUGUUUUGCUCGAACGCUGUGCUCACCUAUAGAGUGAUGGCAGCUGAUGGUCUUUUUGGAGCUGCUCGAGCUCGUAAGCCACCACUGGCGCCCAUUGCAUGUGCCUCGGCUGCUAUCGAUGCUGGGGAACGGAAUGAUGCGGAGGCGGAGGACGAAGAGGAUGAGGAUGGUCUACACGAUGUUGCUGUGCAAACCAAAGAUGCUCGUAUUCUCGUUGAUGAUGUCACUCAAACAGUUGCUUGA
Haemonchus placei is the source of this 927-nucleotide messenger RNA. Lineage: Eukaryota; Metazoa; Nematoda; Chromadorea; Rhabditida; Trichostrongylidae. The record is from the annotation of a GenBank genome assembly.